Molecule: messenger RNA, 300 nt
Organism: Grosmannia clavigera kw1407
Lineage: Eukaryota; Fungi; Ascomycota; Sordariomycetes; Ophiostomatales; Ophiostomataceae
Exons: 2
Coding region: 1-300 (99 amino acids)
Source: RefSeq, a predicted model, not a curated record
AUGGAACUGCAGCGGUCUGAGCACGGCAAGCUCGGCGAUGUCGUCCUGCAGCGGUGCAUCGAGGAAGCGCAGUCGGCCGUAGGCAGCCUGAUAGCAGAGAUCGGCAUCCGCACCGGCGAUCCGUACCUGCUAAACAAAGGAAGCCUUGAUGUCGAUCCUCCCGAUGGCUCGUAUUAUGAUGGAUGUGAGCUCAGCCACGAGCUGAGCACCGGUAGCGAUCCGGCCUUUGACUGGGUUUCCGGUCGGAUAGCGCUGGCCAACAUCCAGGGCACGAUAAAUGAACUGGUUGUGUCGUUCUAG